GUCUCUCUCAAGAUCAUAGCAAUGGCUAACAAUAUUAAUGAUGAAAAACAGCCAUUUCAAUCUACUAAUUCAAAACCUGCCAAACCCUAUACUUCACCAUUAAACAACGUCUUCCAUUUUCUUUUAUUCAUUAUUGGUUUGUCACUAGGUAUGUUAUCUUGUUCAUAUUUCAAAAGCUUAUUGUCUCCUAUUUUCACUUCACAAAUUUCUCUAUAUUCUUCCUUCUUUUCUUCUCCUCCGUCUCCUCUACCGCCUCCGUCCGAACCUGCCGGAACAAAUAUGACAUCUAGUACUAAUUUUACUAAUGCUUUCGAUUCAUUUAAACGACGUGAAUCGCUCAUGCACAAUAUCAGCGACGAGGAGUUGUUUUCGAGAGCUGCUAGGGUUCCGAAUCCGACUGAAGUGAAGAUAGUUCCAAAAUUGGCUUUUAUGUUCUUGACAUAUGGAUCAAUUCCUUUUGCUCCUUUGUGGGAGAAGUAUUUUAAAGGGCAUGAAGAUCUUUUUUCCAUAUAUGUACAUCCACAUCCCUCUUAUAAUGAUUCAUGGCCUGAAACUUCUGUAUUUUAUGGUAGAAGAAUUCCUAGCCAGAUAGUGACUUGGGGGGAGAUAUCGAUGGUAGAUGGAGAGAGACGCCUAUUAGCAAAUGCUCUUCUUGACAUCUCAAAUCAAAGAUUUAUACUACUCUCUGAAUCUUGCAUUCCUAUAGUCAAUUUUAAAACAGCUUAUAACUAUCUCAUCAACUCCAAUUUAAGCUACGUAGAAUCAUAUGACAAUCCAGAUAAAGGAGCUCGUGGUCGAUACAAUCCGAAAAUGUCGCCAACAUUAAAUGUAACACAUUGGAGAAAAGGCUCACAAUGGUUCGAGUUGCACCGUAACCUUGCUGUUCACAUUGUGUCUGAUCAAAAGUAUUAUCAACUUUUUCGAGAUUAUUGUCGUGCACAUGCAUGUUAUUCCGAUGAACAUUACAUUCCGACAUUUUUGAACGUACUCUAUCCGAACACAUCGGCCAAUCGGACCGUUACUUACGUUCUUUGGCCAAAAAAGAGUGCACAUCCCCGAAAAUUCGGAUUGAGCGAUAUUUCCGAAGAGUUCUUGAAUUGGAUUCGAUACGGAUCAAAAUGUAAUUAUAAUGGGAAUGUUACCUCAGUAUGUUUUCUAUUUGGUAGGAAAUUUGCACCAGAUGCUUUGGAUCCUUUGUUGCGGAUUUCUCCAUUUUUGCUCGAUUUUGAUCCUUGAGUUAUUUUUGGUUACACUAGAAUGAUUUUAUUGUAAUAAAAGUAUAAUUAUAUACUUGAAGUGGUGGCAUCAUAAUGUACAAUUAUCUUUGUUGGAAUAUGCCUAGAAUUCUAAUUCCUAUUUGUAUUAGGACUCUAUUAAUGAAGUGUUUGGGAGAAGGAUAACUUUGUUAUCAUUGGCUAACUAGAAAGUAUAAAUCCAAUUAGGAUUAAUAUUCCUAAUGCCAUAUAGACUAUUUAUUCACUAUAUAUACACUAUCUUAUUUACCUUUUAGAAGACACCAAAAACCGAACACACAAUGUAGCCAUUGAUGUGAAUAAGGGGAAAAAGAGGGUGUGUGUGAUGUGAGGAAUAUAAGUUAAUUCUUACCCUUUCGGGUUACUUCUUGUAGAGAGUUAAACACUUUGUGGGUUUUUCUUCUAAGGGCAUAUUUGUUAGAGAUGUUCUCUAUUUGGUGAUUCUCCACCAAUUUUGUACUCCUUUUGAUGAUUAGUGGAUGGCUCGAAUCUUUCGCCCGUGGAUGUACGCUUUAAAGCAGAACCACGUAAAUCUCUUGUGUUAUUUAUUAUUUUGCUAUAUUGUUAUUUGUUAAUCAAAUCCAUUAUUAAAUACCUACCGAAUGGUUUCGAUUCCGCUGCGCAUACCAAUCCGGUCAAGAACCGGUCACGACAAUUGGUACCAAAGGUUCAACAAUCGGUAUCAAUGUUA
Molecule: messenger RNA, 1944 nt
Organism: Mercurialis annua (annual mercury)
Lineage: Eukaryota; Viridiplantae; Streptophyta; Magnoliopsida; Malpighiales; Euphorbiaceae
Product: glycosyltransferase BC10-like
Exons: 2
Coding region: 22-1236 (404 amino acids)
Cellular component (GO): membrane
Molecular function (GO): glycosyltransferase activity
Source: RefSeq, a predicted model, not a curated record